Messenger RNA from Anopheles coustani, 459 nucleotides. RefSeq lists its product as uncharacterized. Bases 1 to 459 code for a protein of 152 amino acids. The record is from RefSeq and is a predicted model, not a curated record. The transcript is spliced from 2 exons. Lineage: Eukaryota; Metazoa; Arthropoda; Insecta; Diptera; Culicidae.
AUGUACAAGUUCCUGCUGAUCGCGGCCCUGCUGCCGGCCAUCGUCUUCGGACAGACCCCGUUCCGAGCAUGCGGCGGUGGAAGGCCAACCCCGGCAAGCCUCAGCAUUGAGGGAUGCACUGCUCUGCCGUGCACCAUCACUUCUGGUGCACCACUGAUUGCCCGUGGCUUUGGCAUCGUGUCUCCUGUUGCCACGCCCACCCUGACUGCCUACCUCAACGCCUUCCUGCUCGGACUGGAUGUUGGCUUUGAAAUUCCGGCGGAUCUUGAAGACGCCUGCGCUGUCGGCAUUGUUGGCGCUUCCUGCCCGAUUGCUGCCGGACAGUCGUUCGACUACGAGCUCAACUACUCCAUGGAACUCCCGCUUACCGGUAUCACUGUGCAGGUUCAGGUUGGCCUGACCGCCGCCGAUGGAACUCCAGUCACCUGCGUGGAGAUUGAUGCUACCAUCCUCGCCUAA